Messenger RNA from Paramisgurnus dabryanus, 5585 nucleotides. Lineage: Eukaryota; Metazoa; Chordata; Actinopteri; Cypriniformes; Cobitidae. The record is from RefSeq and is a predicted model, not a curated record.
UAGCGAGGUUCAAAAACACCGCGUUAAUCAUUACCAAGCAUGCAGCAUCAUCAGCGUCAUCAUCUCCAGUACGAGGCCGUCUGCACCUGCACCAGAGAAGAAGAAGGAGAAGAUGCUGCUCGUCUCAUUCAUAAUCAGAAGAAUUGUUUCGAUAAUUUAAUGUUUUUUUUAUUAUUAUUUCGAUGUCAGUGAGGUGUAUGUAGGUUUAGAUGAGUUGAGAUUUGACGUUGUUAUUCGCUGUCAGUCAGUGUGUUUAUGGCAGGGACGUUGACGAACACUCAGUCGAUCAGACACUAAAAUAACGGUACUUGAAUAACAUUAACAUGAAGACGAUAUAUCAACUGUGUGUUAUCUUUUUAUUUAUCAACGAUGUGUUUGGUGCUGAAGUGAAGUCAGUGUCAGUGAUGGAGGGAGAUUCUGUUACUCUACACACUGAUACUAAACUACAGAGAGAUGAUCUGAUACUAUGGAGGUUUAAAGAUGUAAAUGACCCCAUAGCUACACUUGACAGAGCAGAAAAUAAAAUCUUAUAUAGCACUGAUGGGAGAUUCAAAGGCAGACUGAAGCUAAGUGCUCAUACUGGUGAUCUCACCAUCACAAACAUCAGAACUCAACACUCUGGGGAUUAUCAACUAGACAUCAAUGGAGAUGAUAUUACAACAAAGAAAUUCAAUGUUAUUGGUGUGAGUAACCCAGAAUCAGAUCAACUAAAGUCAGUGUCAGUAAAGGAUGGAGAUUCUGUUAGUCUACUGGCUGAUGUUCCUGAUAUCAAGAAAUAUGAUGAGAUACUGUGGAGGUUUCGAGGGAUUCGUAUAGCUGAAUUCAAUAAAUCAGUCAGUGAAAUAUUAGAAGAUAAGAAAUUUAAAGACAAACUGCAGCUGGAUGUUCAAACUGGAUCUCUUCAAAUCAAGAACAUCAGAACGGAUCUCUCUGGACUUUAUGAAGUAGAGAUCAGCAGCACCAGCAGCAGUUACACCAUACAUCAGUCUUUUACAGUUACUGUCCGUGGUGAAGUGAAGUCAGUGUCAGUGAAGAAGGGUGAUCCGGUCACAAUAUACACUGAUGUUCCUGACAUUAAAACCUAUGAUCAGAUACUGUUGAUCUUUGGGUGUGAUGAAAAACGGAUUGCUGAAGUAAAUAAACAGAACAAAAAGUUCACUCUUUAUGGGAGAAUCAGAGACAGACUGAAGCUGAAUGAUCAGACCGGAGAUCUCACCAUCACAGACAUCAAAACUGAGGAUACUGGACUUUAUGAACUGAAGAUGAGUAGCAGAAGACGAACCAUUCAGAGGAGAUUCAGUGUUAUUAUCAGUGGUGGUCAGUCUCCAGGUGCUAUAGCAGGAAUAUCUGUUUUCAUCAUCCUGCUUAUUGCUGCUCUUGUUGCUGGUGUGAUUUACUAUCACCGUAAGAUCAAAGCAGAAAAAGAAAAACGGGAUGUAAUAAAAAUACUGGAAGUGGAUGAGGGGAAAUCUGUUGAUCUGAAGACUGAAGUUACUGACCUACAGACAGAUGAUCUGAUAGAGUGGAGAUUUGGAGAAACUCUCAUUGCUGAAAUCAAUCCUGCCAACAAUAUCUUCAAUACAUAUGAUGGUGCUAAAGGUCUAUUUAGAGAUAAACUAAAGCUGAAUCAUCAGACUGGAGAUCUCAACAUCAAUGACAUCAGACAGAAACACACUGGAGAUUAUACACUGAAGAGCAUCAGAGAUGGAGAAACCUCAUACACGAGAUUCAGUGUGUUUGUCAGAGAUGAAAUAAAAACACUGGAAUUGGAUGAAGGGAAAUCUGUUGAUCUGAAGACUGAAUUUGCUGACAUAAAGGGAGUUGAUCUGAUAGAGUGGACAUUUGGAAAAACUCUCAUAGCUAAAAUCAAUCCUGCCUGCAAAAUCUUCAGAACAUAUGAUGAUGAUGGUCUAUUCAGAGAUAAACUGAAGCUGAAUGAUCAGACUGGAGAUCUCACCAUUAGUGACAUCAGACAAAAACACAAAGGAGUUUAUACACUGAGGAUCAUCAGAGGUGAAGAAACUUUAUACAGGAGAUUCAGUGUGUUUGUCAGAGGUAAUGUAGAAGUACUGCAAGUGAAUGAAGAAGAGUCUGCUGAUCUGAAGACUGAAGUUGAAGACUUACAGAGAGUUGAGAAGAUAGAGUGGAGAUUUGGAGAAACUCUUAUAGCUGAAAUCAAUCCUGCAAACAAUAUCUUCAGGUUUUAUAAUAAAGGUCUAUUCAGAGAUAAACUGAAGCUGAAUCAUCAGACUGGAGAUCUCAACAUCAGUGACAUCAGAUGGGAACACUCUGGAGUUUAUAAACUGAAGAUCACCAGAGGUGGAAAAACCUCAUACAAGACAAUAUCUGUGUCUGUCAGAUGUGAAACAAAAACACUGGAAGUGGAUGAGUGGAAAUCUGUUGAUCUGAAGACUGAAGUUAAAAACAUAAAGACAGAUGAUGUGAUAGAGUGGAGAUUUGAAGAAACAAUCAUAGCUGAAAUCAAUCCUGCCAACAAUAUCUUCAGUACAUCUAAUGAUGAUCUGUUCAGAUAUAAACUGAUGCUGAAUCAUCAGACUGGACAUCUCGCCAUCAUUAACAUCAGACAGAAACACACUGGAGUUUAUAAACUGAAGAUCAUCAGAGAUGGAGAAACCUCAGACAGGAAAUUCAGAGUUUUUGUCAGAGGUAAUGUAGAAGAACUGCGAGUGAAUGAAGAAAAAUCUCUUUAUCUGAAGACUGAAGUUAAUGACAUAAAGAAAGUUGAUCAAAUAGAGUGGAGAUUUGGAAAUAAAGAAACUCUCAUAGCUGAAAUCAAUCCUGCAAACAAUAUCUUCAGUACAUCUGAUAAAGGUCUAUUCAGAGAUAAACUGAAGCUGAAUCCUCAGACUGGAGAUCUCAACAUCAAUGACAUCAGAUGGGAACACUCUGGAGUUUAUAAACUGAAGAUCAACACAGGUGGAAAAACAUCAUACAAAGCAAUAUCUGUGUCUGUCAGAGGUGAAACAAAAACACUGGAAGUGGAUGAGGGGAAAUCUGUCGAUCUGAAGACUGAAGUUAAAGACAUAAAGAAAGAUGAUCUGAUAGAGUGGAGAUUUGGAGAAACUCUCAUAGCCAGAAUCAACCCUGCAAACAAAAGCUCCAUUACAUAUGAUGGAUAUCAUAAUGAAUUCAGAGGUAAACUGAAUUUGAAUCCUCAGACUGGAGAUCUCACCAUCAAUGACAUCACAUGGCUACUAACUGGAGAUUAUAAAUUGAAGAUCAUCAGAGAUGGAGAAACCUCAGACAGAAGAUUUAGAGUGUCUGUCAGAUGUAAUGUAGAAGUACUACGAGUGAAUGAAGAAAAAUCUGUUGUUCUGAAGACUGAAGUUACUGACAUACAGAGAGAUGAUGAGAUAGAGUGGAGAUUUGGAGAAACUCCCAUAGCUAAAAUCAAUCCUGCCAACAAGACCUUCAAUCCAUCUGAUAAAGGUCUAUUCAAAGACAAACUGAUGCUGAAUCAUCAGACUGGAGAUCUCACCAUCAGUGACAUCAGACAGGAACACUCUGGAGUUUAUACACUGAAGAUCAUCAGAGAUGGAGAAACCUUAGACAGGAGAUUCAGUGUGUUUGUAAGAGGUAAAGUAGAAGUACUGCGAGUGAAUGAAGAAGAAUCUGUCCAACUAAAGACUGAAGUUACUGAAAUACAGAAAGAUGAUGUGAUAGAGUGGAGAUUUGGAGAUAAAGAAACUCCCAUAGCUCAAAUCAAUCCUGCCAACAAGAUCUUCAGUACAUAUGAUAAAGGUUUAUUCAAAGAUAAACUGACGCUGAAUGGUCAAACUGGAGAUCUCAACAUCAGUGACAUCAGAUGGGAACACUCUGGAGUUUAUAAACUGAAGAUCACCAGAGGAGGAAAAACAUCAUACAAGACAAUAUCUGUGUUUGUCAGAUGUGAAACAAAAACACUGAAAGUGGAUGAGUGGAAAUCUGCUGAUCUGAAGACUGAAGUUAAAGACAUAAAGAGAGUUGAUCUGAUAGAGUGGAGAUUUGGAGAAACUCUCAUAGCUGAAAUCAAUCCUGCCAGGAAUAUCUCCAGUACAUAUGAUGGUGCAUUCAGAGAUAAACUGAAGCUGAAUCUUCAGACUGGAGAUCUCACCAUCAAUAACAUCAGACAGAAACAUGCUGGAGUUUAUAAACUGAAGAUCACCAGAGGUGGAGAAAACUCAGACAGGAGAUUCAGUGUGUUUGUCAGAUCUUCCAAAUGAGGAGAUUCAGUGAGGAAGAGCGGAGAAGAUUUAGUGGAAACAGAGAUUCAGACAUUGUUGCAUAAUAACAGUCAGCAGCAGUGAUCUUCCUUCAGUUUAACACCAUCAAUAUUACAAACACGUCAGCAUCACAUCAUUUAUAACAUCACCCUCAUAUCAAUGAGUUUAAAUAAUCCACCUGUGUGUGCUCAUCAUGAACCAGAGGAAAUUAUUUCCUUUUGAUUUGCAGAUACAUUUAAACAUUUCAAUAGCUUGAAUAAAUGAAGUUAAAGGAAAAGUAUGUAAGAAAUUUCUAUCAAUGAAUCAUAAAAUGGCCCUGAUAUGUCACUAGACAUUAAGAAAUCAUUUUCAUUUCAAAUACUUAUAUCACUGACAACAGUGGUCUGACCAGGAUAUUGUCAUUUAAAAAGUGGAGUUGCAGCCCUCAACUGAUGUUUAUGUUGUCAUGUUGUGUAUUGGCCACCAGUUGUGUGAUUGCAGUACCAGUUUUGGCCACAAUCCUACAUACUGUUCCUUUAACAGAAAGGUAAGUAUAUUAUACAUAUAAUAAAAGUUAAGUAAAUUAUCAUAAAGUUGAUAAAACACAUUUGUUGUUAACGCUGAUCUACAACACUACAACUUUGAUAAUUAUGUUUAAACAUAAAUAAUAUCUGUAGAUGCAGUCAUUGUGUGCUGCAUGUAUUAUUUGCACCGCAUGUAUUAUUUGCUGUUUCAUGUAACUUUACCAGUGUUAUAAAAACAAAUAACUAAAUACCUAACAUAUAUCUAACAGAUGUACUACAGCAGUUUUUCACUGACUGAUAUGUUUGUCAUCUUGUUGAUAAUAGUUGUCAUCAAAAGUCUCAGUCCCUGUAUUCAUACUUUACUCUUACAGAGUGUGCAAAACUAUGAGUGGUUAAAUGUGUAAAUGUAAAUCGGCAUAUAAAACUGUGUUUUAUUGUUUACCUAAUGAUCUUCUGAUCUUCACUUCUAGUUAGUGUCUAACCAGUGUUCAGUUUUCUAUCCCAUAAUGCCACAGGGGCAGAGGAGACAUUAGAUUCAUGAAGUAAAACAUAAAUAAAUAUCUGUAAACUUGAAUCAUUUGAGGGGUGUUGUAGUUGUGUUGUAUUUCUGUAGUUUAAGUGAUAGCGUGUGAUAGCAGCCGCUUUAGGUUUAAUUUCUCUCUUAGACGGGUUCAUCGGACGCACGUGAUACACGUCUGGAUACGAACUUUACUUCCGGUUUAGUUUUUUUAAUGGUCUGACUAGUUGCUAAACUGAUCUCUUGAACAAAUGCCUCGUCGAAAAUAACAAAUGUUUUGGUUUCCUAUGUAAUCUAUGUGUUGUUUUUUGAUUGUUAUAUAAAUAAACUUCGUUUAAAGUA